AUGCAGGGCAGUUAUAUGACAAGAGACCAAAGGCUGAAACUCGCAGAUCAGCUUCGCAAAACUCAUUUCGUUCUUGGGGGAGACGGACCCAAUUAUAAAUCUACGUCUCAUGCAAAUUUCUUAGACAGCAAGGGCUUUAAUACAUCAAAACAAGACCCAGAACUGAGAAAAAAUAUUCGCAAAUCCCAUUUUGAUUUAGGAACAGGCAGCGCUCCAUUGCUAUCGAAAACUGAGUCUAUGACAAGGUUUCAAAACUUCAAAUCCUCUGGAGUUCAAGCCCAAGCAGAGGUAAAAGGCGAUUUAAGAAAGCAUCACUUUGAGCUUGGAUCUGAUUCGGCUGAUUACAAUACAACGUCCUCGAAAUCUUUUGUACCUAGUGAAAGGCCAGCCACUUGCUUGGUAGAAGGAAUGGAUGUCGAUCGAUCUCUCAGGCAGCACCACUUCAUCUUUGGGCAAGAUCCUCUCAGCCUUGAAUCAAUUGCGAAAUCUACUUACGGGCCCAAGACAGUUCAGAGAGCAAGUGAGUCUGACUUGCUAAAGAUUAAAAAAGAUCUGACUCCCCAUUCGUGAUGGAACCAAAAAUAUUUUUUUCGCUAAAGGAAAGGUGGUAAAUUUUUUUAAAAUAUAAAUAUCAAUAUAAAUUUUAUAUUGAAAUACUUUUUCAAAUUUAAAAAAAAUCCAAAUUGGAAAGUAUAGAAAUUUCCCAUAGAUGGCGCUGUUUGCCCUUGAUUUGCCCACUGGGGAAAUUUUUUGGUUCGACCAGUCCCAUAUGGUUUGGUCAAACCAAAAAAUUUUUCUCAUGGGCAAAUCAAGGGCAAACAGCGCCAUCUAUGGGAAAUUUCUAUAAAUAUUAAUGUAAUCUGUAAAAUAUAUGUUUUAUAAUGCAAGCUGUUUAAAAUUACAGAAUUAUCUAGAGAUUUCAUUUUACUAACUAUGACUAUAUACCAAAAUAUUGUUUUCAUAAUAAAAAUCUCUCGUUUGCUCACAGAGGGUGGGCUUUUGGGCAAAAAAUUAGGAUUUUUUCAAUGGUUUUGUUCGCUCACAAAGAGGGGAGUAAGAGCUUCUCACUUUCAAGUAGGUAACACCCCUGUGACAUAUACAAGCACAAACAAACAAGAUUUCGGGCCAAAAGAAAACUCAAAAGCCAUAGGUUUUAAAGAGCUUUCCAAGGACCUAAGAAAGCAGCACUUCCAACUUGGUAACGUAAAAGGAGAUAUGGCUUCCAUGACCCAGACGAAUUUCAAUAAUAAAGGAAACAGCAAAGAACAGCUGAAUUAUGAAAAGCUUGGUGACUUAAGGGCAUCACAUUUUUUGUUUGGAAGUGACAAGCCAAAUUAUGACGCUGAGUCAACUUCUUACAAAAACUUCCACUCAUCGUCUGUUGAAACUCCAAAAUCUAGUUCAGUCGCACUGAGAAAAACCCACUUUUUGCUGGGGACAGAAAAGAAGCCUUGGUCUACCGCUUAUAGUGAAAAUCAUGAAGGAAAAAAUUUAUCAGAAACCCAAAAAGCAAGGGAUCAUGCAUCUGACUGGUCUUCCCAUAUAGUUUUUGGCUCUAAUCCACCUGCCAACAAAAGUGAAGCCCAAGAUUCAUUUCGGCCAAUGACUGAAAAUUCUGAACAAAGAGGCCUUGACCAUAACUUGAAAACUUACCUUAGAGGCCAUCAUUUUGUAUUAGGAGUUGGAGGAGACAGCUAUAAAACUACUUCAAGUCAAAUUGGCAAAGGAAAAGGUAAAAAGAGUGAGCUUGAUAAAAAAAGCCUAGAUGACCUAAGAGCAACCCACUUUCAAUAUGGAGCGGAAUCGCCUUUAUUUAAUUCGACUCAGAGGACAGAUUUUAAGAACUCUCUUGGGGAAGUUUCAAAAGCCGACCCCAACUUAAUUAAAAACCUUAGAAAAAACCACUUCGAUGUAGGUAAUGGCAAAGUGAACUGGGACACGACUCAUCGAACUGCAUUCGAGUGGAUUCAGCCAGUGCCUGAAACUGAUUUCCAUUAUUCUAUUGAAUAG
Molecule: messenger RNA, 2010 nt
Organism: Blepharisma stoltei
Lineage: Eukaryota; Ciliophora; Heterotrichea; Heterotrichida; Blepharismidae
Source: the annotation of a GenBank genome assembly